GGGUAACUUUUUCUCCCAUUAGUAUUGUUUCAUCAUUUCCUGUUAUUGGAGCUAGCAGAAAUAUUUUGUAUUUAAGAGCUGUCGUUGUUGGGGAAACAUUAAGUUCCACAUUGAGGAGAGAUUUCAGUUCUAUUCCUGCACUCUGUUUGGAAUAAAGUAUCAAAUAUGUGGUUACCAAUUGUUGCUUCAGUUGCUGUCCUUGCCGUCGCUCUAAUAUUACGGUAUUACAGGAAAAAUGACGACUACUGGAAAAAACGUGGAGUAACUUAUGUUCCCCGAGAUGACAUCAUAACUUUAACUCGCAACAUGUGUUACAAGCCAAUACAUGAACUGGUACUGAAUCUAAGAAAACAUGGUAAAGUAGUUGGCGCCUUCGAAUUUCGAUCACCUUUUCUUGCAAUAGCUGAUCCUGAGCUCGCGAAAGAAAUACUGGUGAAAGACUUUCAUCUUUUCCCAAACAGAAGGGACGAUUUUUUUACGGGCGAUCAGAUGUUUGACAACAUGGUUACAGCAUUGAGAGGUGAAACCUGGAAAAGAGUAAGGACUAUAAUCACACCAGCUUUUACAUCCAGGAAAAUGAGGAAAAUGUCUCAGAUCAUGAAUGAUUGCGCGAAAACUGUAUUACAUACGCUGGAAAAACAUGCUGUAAGUAAAGAGCCAGUUGAUUGCAAAAGGUUAUUUGGUGCUUUCACUAUGGACGUCAUUGCCACUUCAGCUUUUGCAACGAAGAUUGAUUCUCACAACGAUCCUGAUAAUAUCUUCGUGAAGAACGUAAGAAAAGCGUUUGGAGAAUUUACCGGCUUACGGCUUUUAGUUGUUUUCUUAUUACCAAAUUGGUUGAGAUUGGCGCUAGGAUUCAAAGGUCUACCAACAGGGGACUUUUUCCGAAAUGUAACCUUGGAAGUGAUCAAAGAAAGGAAGCAAAAGGGUUACAAACACAAUGAUUUCCUGCAACUCUUGAUGGAUGCUGCGGACGAAGAGAUUCGAGAACCUGAAAUUGCUUCAAACGCAGGUUUUAAAUCAUUAGAAGCAAACGAAGAUGAAGAUGAUCAGUUUGGAAGUGUAACGAAUAAGGAUACAUCCUAUUCUCUAAAGUACACAAAUAUAUCUCAAGACGAACUCAUAGCCCAGUGUGUGUUAUUUUUCUUUGUUGGUUACGAAACCACAGCCUCGACCCUAACUUUCAUGGCCUACUGUCUUGCUUCUAAUCCCGACUGUCAAGAAAAACUCAUUCAAGAAGUGGACGAUGCCUUUAACAAAUAUGGUCACGUGGACCAUGAUAUUACUCGGGAUAUGAAGUAUUUAGACUGCGUUAUAUCCGAAACGUUACGAAUGUAUCCUAUAUUGUCAAUGACAGAGAGGACAGCUUUAACUGAUUACAAACUAGGAAAUAGAGGAAUAACUAUUGAAAAAGGUAUAAGGGUAGCAUUCCUUGUAUAUGCCAUGCAUUACGAUCCAGAAUUUUUUCCUGAACCCGAAAAGUUUCUUCCUGAAAGAUGGGUUAAAGAUAGUUCAGGUAAACUAAGUCAUCCUGAUUACGCCUACUUACCGUUCGGUGCGGGGCCUCGGAACUGCUUGGGUAUGCGUUUUGCAUUGAUGGAAAUAAAGAUGGGCAUGGCAAAUUUUCUACGACACUACAGAUUUAGAAAAGCAAAAACUCUCAAGGGCUCAGAUAAUCCUGUUUCUUUAAACCGCAUUACUGUUAUGCCACGUAAACCACCAAUUAAUGCACAAAUAGAAGCUGAUGCUACAGAGCUGAUGGUGACUGCCCAAACUCUCUCUUUCCCUUCUAGAACUAAACCUUUUCUCGCAAAGAUUUCAGUUCUAUUCCUGCACUCUGUUCGGAAUAAAGUAUCAAAUAUGUUGUUACCAAUUGUUGCUUCGGUUGCUGUCCUUGUCAUCGCUUUAAUAAUACGAUAUUAUAGAAAAAAUGACGACUACUGGGAAAAACGUGGAGUAACUUAUGUUCCCCGUGAUGACAUCAUAACUAUAAUUCGCAACAUGUGUUACAAGCCAUUGCACGAACUGGUAUUGAAUCUAAGAAAACAUGGUAAAGUAGUUGGCGCCUUCGAAUUUCGAUCACCUUUUCUUGCAAUAGCUGAUCCAGAGCUCGCGAAAGAAAUACUAGUGAAAGACUUUCAUCUUUUCCCAAAUAGAAGGGACGAUUUUUUCACGGGUGAUCCGUUGUUUGAAAACAUGGUUUCAGCACUGAGAGGCGAAACCUGGAAAAGAGUGCGGACUAUCAUCACGCCAGCUUUUACAUCCAGAAAAAUGAGGAAAAUGUCCCAUAUCAUGAAUGACUGCUCGAAAUCUGUGUUACAAACGCUGGAGAAACAUGCCAUAAGUAAAGAGCCAGUCGAUUGCAAAAGGUUAUUUGGUGCUUUUACCAUGGACGUCAUUGCCACUUCAGCGUUUGCAACGAAGAUUGAUUCCCACAACGAUCCUGAUAAUAUCUUCCUGAAGAACGUGAGAAGGGCAUUUGGAGAAUUUACUGGCAUACGGCUUUUGCUUUUUUUCUUCUUACCAAACUGGUUAAGACUGGCAUUAGGAUUCAAAAGUCUUCCUACAGGAGAUUUUUUCCGGAAUGUGACCUUGGAAGUGAUCAAAGAAAGAAAACAAAAGGGCUACAAACACAAUGAUUUCCUGCAACUCUUGAUGGAUGCUGCUGACGAAGAGAUUCGAGAACCUGAAAUUGCUUCAAAUGCAGGUUUCAAAUCAUUAGAGGCAAACGAUGAUGAAGUUGAUCAGUUUGGAAGUGUAACGAAUAAGGAUACAUCCUAUUCUCUAAAGUACACAAAUAUAUCUCAAGACGAACUCAUAGCCCAAUGUGUGUUGUUUUUCUUUGUUGGCUACGAAACCACAGCAUCAACUCUCACUUUCAUGGCCUACUGUCUUGCUUCUAAUCCUGACUGUCAAGAAAAACUCAUUCAAGAAGUGGACGAUGCUUUUAACAAAUAUGGUCAUGUGGACCAUGAUAUUACCCGGGACAUGAAGUAUUUAGACUGCGUUAUAUCCGAAACGCUACGAAUGUAUCCUAUCUUGACAAUGACAGAGAGGACAGCUUCAACUGAUUACAAACUAGGAAACACAGGAAUAACUAUUGAAAAAGGUAUAAGGGUAGCAUUCCUUGUGUAUGCCAUGCAUUAUGAUCCGGAAUUAUUUCCUGAACCCGAAAAGUUUCUUCCAGAAAGAUGGGUUAAAGAUGGUUCAGGUAAGCUAAGUCACCCUCAAUAUGCCUACUUACCGUUCGGUGCAGGGCCUCGAAACUGCUUGGGCAUGCGUUUUGCUUUGAUGGAAAUAAAGAUGGGCAUGGCAAAUUUUCUGCGACACUACAGAUUUAAAAAAGCAAAAACUCUCAAGGAACCUCUAGAGUAUAUUCCAGGCUUUGGAUUGUUAAGCGUCAAAGAGCUUCCAUUGUUGAUAGAGAAAAGAACAGAACUCGAUACUCCGACAGCAAGUUAAUCUUAAGUUAGUCGCUUUGUGAAAAGGCGUCAACAUGUGAACUUCCAGAUAUCUUAUUUUUAUUAGAUAGUAAUUUAAAACUUCCAAUAUAUAUUAAAAAUCUCAUAUAUGAUGUACUUUUUUACGUAUUUUUAGAUUUUAAUAAAGAAAAGAAAAUACUCA
Messenger RNA from Stegodyphus dumicola, 3624 nucleotides. Its product is annotated as cytochrome P450 3A56-like. NCBI's taxonomy places the organism in Eukaryota, Metazoa, Arthropoda, Arachnida, Araneae, Eresidae. The record is from RefSeq and is a predicted model, not a curated record. Gene Ontology annotation, molecular function: iron ion binding; heme binding; steroid hydroxylase activity.